Messenger RNA from Panicum virgatum (switchgrass), 1780 nucleotides. RefSeq names its product putative cis-zeatin O-glucosyltransferase. NCBI's taxonomy places the organism in Eukaryota, Viridiplantae, Streptophyta, Magnoliopsida, Poales, Poaceae. The transcript has a single exon. The record is from RefSeq and is a predicted model, not a curated record. Gene Ontology annotation, molecular function: UDP-glycosyltransferase activity. The coding region runs from base 238 to 1632 and encodes 464 amino acids.
AUACUCAGGAUAGGAAAAUGGUCGCUGCUGCUAUCCUGGUGCUGCGUUCGUCAGGUCGGAACAAAAGAGUAGAGACAGCAUCGUACCUACCAAGUGAACCCAUCUUCGCCGCCGGCCUUACAUAUUUCAUCGCCUGGUUGGUGUGGCCGGACCGAAGCUUUGAAGCGAGUCGCCGCCUGGACCUGUUCGCCGCAGUAGGAGCAGAAAGUCAGAGAACAAAGCCACCAACCCACCUCGAUGGAGUCGACUGUCGCCGUCGCCGUCGUCCCGUUCCCGGCGCAGGGCCACCUGAACCAGCUGCUCCACCUGGCGCUGCACCUCGCCUUGCGCGGCCUGCCCGUACACUUCGCGGCACCCGCGGAGCACGUCCGCCAGGCCAAGGCGCGCCUGCACGGCUGGGGCGCCGGCGCCCUCCGCGGCAUCGAGUUCCACGAGCUCGCCAUCUCCGAGUACGACUCCCCGCCCCCCGACCCUGCCGCGGACUCGCCCUACCCCUCCCACCUCCUGCCCCUGUUCGAGGCGUUCGUCGCCGACGCGCCCGCUGCGGUCUCGGCCCUCCUCCGCAGGAUCUCCGCCUCCCACCGCCGUGUCGUCGUCCUGUACGACAUCAUCAACGCCUUCGCCGCGGAGGAGGCCACGCGGCUGCCCAACAGCGAGGGGUUCGCGUUCCACUGCACCGCCGCGUCUAUCCUCGCCAGGGGGUUGGAUUUGGAUGGAGGGCUCCAGCUGCGGAUGAGCGAUGUGCACGGCUUCGCCGACAUUCCACCCCAAGGCUUCGUGCCCGACAAGCACCUGGAGUUCAUCGGCAAGCAGGCCAGAAGCCACCAGACGGUCCCGUCCAGCGCCGGCGUCAUCAUGAACACGUCCCGCGCGUUAGAGGGUGAGUUCAUCGACUUCGUGACCGAGCGGCUCGGCGCCGCCAGCAAGAAGGUCUUCUCGAUCGGGCCGCUGAACCCGGUGCUGGAUGCGAACGCGCCCGAGCAGGUAGCAGAGCGGCACUGGUGCCUCGACUGGCUCGACAAGCAGCCGGCCGCGUCCGUGCUCUACGUGUCGUUCGGCUCGGUAUCCUCGCUGCGCGGCGAGCAGAUCGAGGAGCUCGCGGCGGCGCUGCGCGACAGCAAGCAGCGGUUCAUCUGGGUUCUGCGCGACGCCGACCGCGGCAACGUGUUCGCGGCCUCCGGCGAGAGCCGGCCCGCCAAGUUCCUGUCCGAGUUCACCAAGCAAACAGAGGGAACAGGGCUGCUGAUCACCGACUGGGCGCCGCAGCUGGAGAUCCUAGCCCACCCCGCCACGGCAGCGUUCCUGAGCCACUGCGGGUGGAACUCCACGAUGGAGAGCAUGAGCUACGGGAAGCCCAUCCUGGCGUGGCCCAUGCACUCCGACCAGCCGUGGGACGCGGAGCUGGUGUGCAAGUACCUUAAGACCGGCUUCCUGGUGAGGCCAUGUGAGAAGCACGCCGAGGUGAUUCCAGCGGCAGCCAUACGGGAGGUGAUCGAGAAGAUGGUCUCUGAGGAAGGGCUCGCGGUGCGGCAGCGUGCAGUGGCGCUCGGUGAGGCCGUCCGUGCGUCCGCGGCUGCGGGUGGGUCAUCCCAAAAGGACCUUGAGGACUUCAUUGCUCACAUCACAAGGUAAGAGAUCCAAGAAUGCAGGAACAAUUGGUGUAUCAAUUUGUAUUUCAGUUCUAUUUUCUUCCUGAAAAUAAGUUGGAGAGUGUUUUGUACAAGUGGUAAGUAGAAAAAAAAAUUAUUGUACCAAAUAAAUUUGAGCUCCCGGUUUCAAA